Necator americanus (New World hookworm) is the source of this 10662-nucleotide messenger RNA. RefSeq lists its product as uncharacterized. The transcript has 120 exons. The record is from RefSeq and is a predicted model, not a curated record. Lineage: Eukaryota; Metazoa; Nematoda; Chromadorea; Rhabditida; Ancylostomatidae. Bases 1 to 10662 code for a protein of 3553 amino acids.
AUGUUCUUAGCAGAAAUCGCUGGAGCGGUCACAUUCAGCAUAUGCGCUCUAUUCGCUAUGUUGUAUAUUCCUAUUUUAUACAUUUUCUAUUGUCGUAAAGAAUUUUGGUCUGUUCUGGCUUAUCGAUUCAUGUUCUGGAUAGGUGUUACGGAUCUCGGUCAACUUCUAAUAUUCGCCUUAUCUGGAUUAAUGGCCGUAGCUCAAACAGGAUUUUUCUAUUUCUCUAUUAAUAAGUUUUUUGGCUCAACACUUUAUGCGUUAUGGUUUGCUAUGUUAUUCCUAUCCAUGGUCACCACCAUAAAUCGAUUCGUAUCCGUUGUGCUGUCUUCAUAUUAUAGUAUAGUUUUCGCACAUCUAAACGUUCGGUUGAUCUACGCCGGAGCGCUUCUCGUUUUUCUUAUACCAUGGAUAGUGAAGCUGACACCGUACAGUAGUUACUAUUUCGACCCAAAAUCUCUAAAAUGGACUUAUCACAAGGGUGAUAUUGAGAUUCUUGUAACUUUAUCGCAUAUUUUCGGCACGUACGGGAUCAUAGUAGAGGUUAUUUGUGCUGUUCUUGUAUACUCGUUCAUUGCUGUACACAUUUUUUCAAGAAAGAAAAGAAGAAUAAAAUACUCAGAGUUCAUCGCAACCGUACAACACUUUUUUUCAUCCCUUGUUUUUUUGAUCGGAUUCGUCUACUGGGAAUUUGUCGAUGAUUUACUCGAAAAUUACGAACUUGUGAAUUUCUUCAGUAAUCUUAUAUGGAUAAUUAUUACCGGCUCAAAUCCAAUUGUAUAUCUCAUUGUGAAUAGGCGGCUACGGGCAUCAAUCUAUGCUCUUCUAAUGAAUAGAAAACUACAGCAGGAUCGAACGUUUACAGUAUUACCGGCAGCGGAUCGAAAUAAGAAUUCUCGGCUAAUUCCACCCGGCGAAGAUGGAAACGGUUGCGUGGAUAUGCAAUGUGAGGAUGGAAUGGUUUGCGUACAAGGUCAAUCCGGCUCAAAAUGCAUGUCUAAGGAUCCUGGAAACAACUGCGAAACAACCAGAUGCUAUGCCGGUAGCGUAUGCGAAUACACUGAGACCGAAUGUCUUCAAGAUCAAGCAUGCUUUGCUGAGCCUGUUUGUAAAAGAGCUGGACCACGAGAACCACCACCUGAGGAGAAUUCAAACAUAGUUGAUAACAAUUAUGGACCUGGAGUACAACAAGAUCUUCCUAAAGGAGGGGAUUCUGCAAGUCCACAAUGUGCUGGUCGAAGAAAUGAACGAUAUUAUCAGUGCAAACCGUGCGAAUCUACAUGUGUUGAUUGGGUGAUGAAGAGAAGUCCGUCAUGCCCCAAUCAAAAAUGUGUGCCCGGUUGUGCGUGUAUUCCGAAUUGGCAUCGUAAAAAUCAACCUGGACAAUUCUCUGGGACUUGUGUUCGACCUACAUGGUGUAAUCCAAUAACUGUGACAAAAACAGUAACAAAAGUUGUUCAACCGACGAAUACGGUACCUGGACCGCCUGCACCAACAAAUCCUUGUGCAACAACGGUGUGCAACUACGGAUCAACUUGUCAAAAUCAAGGAGGAAAAGCAGUUUGUGUGAGGUCACAACCUCCUGCUGGUCCAUCUUAUCCUCCCUCUCAACCGAGUCCACCCUCACCGAGACCAGGUCCGUCACCACCGUCGUAUCAACCAUCAGGACCAUCCGCUCCGGCACGACCACCAGCUUAUGGCAGCGGUCCUGGUCCCACUCCACCUCGACCCGUUAAUAUUGGUGUUCCGGGUGUGCCAGUUAUUCCCACUGGUCCAUUCAAUCCAGGAGGUCCCGUUGUUCCAAAUCCAGGAUAUCGACCAAGUGCUACCGUACAAGCGGAUGCUCCACGAGCUGGACCCACAAGGUGUCCCGCUAACGAAGUGCUAACUCAGUGUGGAGGUUGUGAAAAACAGUGUCAAGCAGGAAAUCCACCGAAACCGGUUCCCAUCUGCACAUCGCCGAGGCCAUGCGUUCGGCAAUGCAAAUGCAGACCGGGUUUUGCUCGAAUAAAUAAGGUUUGCACCAAAGAGAACCUCUGUCACACCAACUAUCGACCUCCGUUAACGGUGAAAACGAAUACCGUAGUGAAAACGUUACCACCGAAGACUGUGCCUGGGUCACCAUCUCCAAACCAGAAUCCAUGCGCAUCCGCUACUUGUGAGACCGGUUCCACUUGCCAGAAUGUUGACGGUAAAGCAGUUUGUGUCGCACCACCAGCAAAUCCAUGUGCAAAUGUGGUUUGUGAGGUUGGAAAGACGUGUCAAGUAAGCAACGGGAAAGGCGUUUGUACGGCAUCUGGCGGCACUCCCUCAUAUCCUCCUGGAGACUGUAAUCCUCCAUGUGGACCCGGAUUGGCUUGCCGGAGCGGAGUCUGCUAUAAUGCGAAUCGGCUUAGUGAUGACCCCACAGGAGCAGCACAGCCGCCAUGCACAGCAAAAUGUUCCGCAAAUCAACGAUGCGUUCUUAAAAGCGAUGACAACAGCUGCUACAAUCCACCUUGUCCAGGAGUGCCAACAUGUGUGAAUGUCAUCGCUCCACAGCCUUCACCGCAACCAGUUGGAAAACAAUGCACCAAACAAUGCCCGUAUGGACAAAUGUGCAAAUUGACAGUGGUUCAAUGCAUACGAGCACCUUGCCCACCAAUCCAGGAAUGUGUUCGAGCUUCCAUGGCCGAUGAUACGUCGAGAAAAAUAAUAACAGAUCCGUGCGCAACCGUCCGCUGCACUGCCACCACGAGAUGCGUCGCUCAAGGAGGGAGGGCCGGAUGCGUUCCUAUUGCAAAUGAUUCAACUCUACGUUUAGCUGGAUCCCAGUGUAAGAAACAGUGCCCUUACGGACAAGUAUGCCGCCUCACCCAGGUUCAAUGCUUUGCUGCUCCUUGUCCUCCACUGGAGGAAUGCGUUCCAGGACCAGCAAAUGAUGCAUACAUAAGAAAGCAAGUCACACCUUGUACUCUGCGGUGUCCGAUUGGUCAGAAGUGUGUUAUCCAGCAGGUUCAAUGUGUCCGUGCACCAUGUCCACCUCAACAACGAUGCGUUCCGAUGUCCAUGGCUGAUGGCUACUAUAAUCCUCAUUCAGUGCCAACGCUCACAUGUGCCAAUGUGCUAUGCGCUCCGGAUACUCCACGGUGUGUCGAGUCACCAUCCGGACCGAAGUGUGUAGCAGUGAAGUCGUGUGCGCAGCUGAAGUGCGCAAAAGGACAGCGAUGUGAGCAACCGGAAAAGUUUAAGGAUGCCACCUGUGUGACGGACACAAAAGGACCAGCAACAUCCACAACUUCCUAUGUCGCUAAACCAUCUCCUCCAACUCGACCCAUUGCCUGUAACCUGUUCUGUAUAAGGGGCAAAAGAUGUGUCGUGACAUCUUCUGGACCAAAAUGUCUUCCCAGCCCAACAUGCGAAGAAUUGAAGUGUCCAGUUGGUCAAGUAUGUAAGCAAGACAAUGAAAAUUAUGCUGCAUCGUGCGCUCGAGUUCAAUCAGAUAAUCCAUUAGGAGUAUGCACUCCUAAUUCUUGUCCACCGAAUCAGAAGUGCAUCAUUCAAACACAACAGAACACUAUAUGCAUCCCGACUCUUACAUGCGCGACGCUUAGAUGUGGUCCUGGUACGAAAUGCUAUCCGGGUGACUCGUCGAACGAUGCACAAUGUGUACCAUACAGCACGUGUAGCAACACUCCUUGUGAUUCGAAUUCAAGAUGUGUCGAGGGUGGUGGUCGGGCGGAUGCUCGAUGUGCACCAAUAGCUGUAUGCACCACACCGUGCUUAUCCGGAACGAUAUGCCGUAAGGGGAACUGUGUAACCUCCUGUGCUCAAACUCAGUGUGGAUCCGGACAAAAAUGCUCGCAAACUGACAACGGAGCCAGCUGUGUGGCUUCGAGAACUUGCGCUGCGCUGACUUGUUUUGCUGGAUUCAAAUGUCAGGAAGGAGGUCCUGGCAGAGACGCAAGAUGCGUAGCGAACGUUGGAGGAUUUGUCGGACGUAAUGCGGCCUCGUUUGACGCACCUAGACCGUGCACUUUGGCAUGUGCCAUUGGAACCACGUGCGUUGUGACGCCAUCGGGCCCAUCAUGUGUCCGAGUUCGGUCCUGCGGCGAAACUACUUGCGCGAGAAAGAUGAAGUGCCUUCAGAAUAGUCCCACGCAGGACGCAAUUUGUAUUCCGACAGCCACCUGCGAAUUACUUGACUGCACCAGCGGAUAUCAAUGCAUUGCUGGCGGUGAUAACGAGGAUGCGCAAUGUAUUCCCUUCGACACAUGUGACACCUUGCUUUGCCCUCCUAAUAUGAGGUGCCUUGACGGUGGUGGAUUAUCUAAUGCACGUUGUGUUGCGGCUCCAGGAUGUGCUCAGACAUGCGUUGGAGGAACUCGAUGUGUGAAAGGGACUUGUGUGACAACAUGUCAGGUGGUUCGUUGUGCUGGUGGGCAAAGAUGCGUUGAAACAGAAACUGGUGCACAAUGUAGCCAGACAAGAUCUUGUGACACCAUGAAUUGUUAUAUUGGAACACGUUGUAUAGAGGCGAGCGGAGGCGCCGACGCCUACUGUGCCCCAGUACGAGAUCGCGUAAAUCCACGAUUCCAGUCAGACACGAACGGAGGUUCUUCGAAUUUCUUACCUCCUGGUGAGGAGGAACGAAUCCAGAUUGAAUGCCGGGAAAUGAAUUGCGGGAAUGGAAGAGUGUGUCAGGAUUUCAUGCGAAAAGCUACGUGUGUGAUUGAUGAAAGAAAAAGCUGCAAAAAUCUCUGCCAACCCGGUAUGAUGUGCGUUCUCCAGAAAGUGUUCUGCUAUGCCCCACCCUGUUAUCCGAGAGCGGUAUGUAUUAGAGAUCCCUACUUCCACAAUGGAUCUCCGUUACCAACUCCACCACCACAGGACGCCGCUAGAAAACCAUUGAAACCCGAGGAUUGUGGAAAAAAUGAAAUGUUAAGCGGAUGUGGUGCUUUAUGCGAGGGAAAAUGUGAAAAUGUUGGAAAAGGACCAGUUGCAUGUCCGUUCAUCUGUUUACCACCGGCAUGUGCUUGUAAGGAGAAUUUCUACCGGGAUUCCAAGGGGAAUUGUGUCACCGCCGCACAGUGUUCGAAAUCAGCUACCUACCCAUCAUCAGCUCCAAAGGACACAAUGACAUCAUAUGGUGAUGAACCAAACACUGCCGUACAAUCGAAUGCCGCAUCAGUGGCUGCACCUACCUCGUCAGGAAGCUGUCCAUAUAAUGAAGUGCUCAACCAAUGUGGUAACCGCUGUGAGCCCACGUGUGCAAACGUCGACGGCCGGCCGAUGGUAUGCCCGAGAAUCUGCGGUCCGCCGGCAUGCGUAUGCGCUGCAGGGCUUUUCAGACGUAACGGAAUAUGCGUUACAAAGCAGCAGUGUUUAGCUCCGCCACAGGACGCCAUUAGAAAACCAGUGAAACCUGAAGUCACUGCCGUACAAUCGAACGCUUUAGUGGCUGCACCUACAUCGUCAGGAAAGUGUCCAUAUAAUGAAGUGCUCAACCAGUGUGGUAACCGCUGUGAGCCCACAUGUGCAAACGCCAAUGGCCAGCCGAAGAUUUGUCCGAGAAUCUGCGAUCCGCCGGCAUGCGUAUGCGCUGCGGGGCUCUUCCGACGCAACGGAGUGUGCGUUACAAAGCAGCAGUGUUUAGGCCCACCACAGGACGCAAUUAGAAGACCAGUGAAACCUGAAGAUUGUGGAAAUAAUGAAAUGUUGAGCGGAUGUGGUGCUUUAUGCGAGGGAAAAUGUGAGAACGUUGGAAAAGGACCAGUUGUAUGUCCGUUCGUCUGUUUACCAGCGGCAUGUGCCUGUAAGGAAAAUUUCUACCGGGAUUCCAACGGGAAGUGUGUCACCGCCUCACAAUGUUCAGCAUACUCUUCCAAACAAUCGGAUGCAGUAAUCAGGAGACCUACCCCGCCAGGAAGCUGUCCAUAUAAUGAAGUGCUCAACCAAUGUGGUAACCGCUGUGAGCCCACGUGUGCAAACGUCGACGGCAAACCGAGGGUUUGUUUGGCAAUCUGUGAUCCACCGGCAUGCGUAUGCGCUACAGGGCUAUUCAGACGUAACGGAGUGUGCGUUACAAAGCAGCAAUGUUUAGCUCCACCACAGGACGCCAUUAGAAAACCAGUGAAACCUGAAGAUUGUGGAAAUAACGAAAUGUUGAGCGGUUGUGGUGCUUUAUGCGAGGGGAAAUGUGAGAAUGUUGGAAAAGGACCAGUUGCAUGUCCGUUCGUCUGCUUACCGCCAGCAUGUGCUUGUAAGGAGAAUUUCUAUCGGGAUUCCAAGGGGAAUUGUGUCACCGCCUCACAAUGUUCAACAUACUCUUCCAAACAAUCGGAUGCAUUAGUGGCUGCACCUACCUCGUCAGGAAGCUGUGCAAGUAACGAAGUGCUCAACCAAUGUGGUAACCGAUGUGAGCCCACGUGUGCAAACGUCGACGGCAAGCCGAGGGUUUGUCCGGCCAUCUGCGAUCCACCGGCAUGCGUAUGCGCUGCGGGGCUCUUCCGACGUAACGGAAUGUGCGUAACGAAGCAACAGUGUUUAGAUAAGGAUACUAUGACUAGCUACGGAGACGAGCCAGAAGUACCAUUUGAUCUCUGCUCUUCCUUCAUAUGUCUGAAAGAAGAAAUUUGUGUACAGGAUGAGGGCGGUGCCCGAUGCGAACUAAACAUACCAGAAUGCGGCGAAAAUGAGCAGGUAGACAAUUGCGGGAAUCGUUGCGAACCUACGUGUGAGAAUGCCUACGGACAAGUCAAAGUUUGCCUACUGAUCUGUGAUCCACCCGCUUGCGUAUGCAAACCGAAUUACUAUAGAAAAGAUGGGAAAUGUGUUCCACAGAGGGAUUGUCCCCCACCAAAAACCAAGCCAAAGAGCUAUGUGGACGAACCUUUUACUCCCCCUUCAUCGAGUCCCAAGCCUACUACGAAAAGUUACGUGGAUGAACCUAUAACUCCACCACCCACUGCGUCAACGCCAAAGAAAAACAAUUAUGUUGAUGAACCGAUAACUCCUCCACCAGUUUAUGGAAAGACAUCUAGUCGUAGCUAUGUUGAUGAACCAAUCACUCCUCCACCAGUUUACGGGAAAACAUCUGAACGUAGCUAUGUUGAUGAACCAAUCACGCCGAAACCAGAUAAAGGCAAAAAUUAUGUCGAUGAACCAAUUACACCAAAGCAAGGAAAUGGGAAAACCUAUGUUGAUGAGCCGAUCACGCCAAAACCAACAAAUGGAAAAAAUUACGUGGUUGGACCACAAACACAAUGUAGCGCAAAUGAGACGCUAAGCGGUUGUGGGAAUCUAUGUGAAGGAAAAUGUGUGAAUUUGGGCAAGGGUCCCAUCGCGUGUCCAGCAAUAUGUGGACCACCAGCAUGCGCUUGCAAAGACAACUACUAUAGAAAUUCAGCCGGUAUAUGUGUAACGGCCAGGGAUUGCCCUCUCGUUUGUGGAUCUAACGAAGAGAUCAACAUGUGCGGAAAUUUAUGUGAACCGGGUUGCGAGAACGCAUUUGGAAAUCCAAAAGUAUGCAUCGAAAUAUGUAAUCCACCAGCAUGUGUUUGUAAACCAAACUUCUAUAGAAAGAAUGGAAAAUGUAUUACGAAGAAUCUAUGUUUUCCUCCAGCGAGUGGGAACGUGAACGUGAACAAAAAUACGUAUGUGGACGAACCGAUUACUCCAUCACCGACAGGAAAUGGAAAUAAGAAGAAUUAUGUGGAUGAGCCGAUUACUCCAUCCCCGAAAGGAAAUGGAAAUAAGAAAAACUACGUGGAUGAACCGAUUACACCAGCACCUGGCGGAAAAUCACAUCAGAACAGCUAUGUGGAUGAGCCUAUCAUACCAUCAACAAAUGGAAAAGUAAGCGCGAACAGCUAUGUGGAGAAACCUAAAACUAGAUGUAGCAUGAACGAAACGUUGGCUGAAUGUGGGAAGAUAUGCGAAGCGAAAUGUGAAAAUCUUGGAAAGGGUCCCAUGGUGUGCCCGGCUGUUUGCGAACCACCGUCAUGCGCUUGUAAGAAUGGCUACUAUCGAAACAUGGACGGGAAGUGUGUAGCUGAAAUCGAUUGUCCUUUUAAUUGCGGCCAGAACGAACAAUUGAAUCCAUGCGGGAGUCGUUGCGAACCAACUUGUGAGAAUGCCUUUGGAAAGCCGAAAGCCUGCGUGAAAAUAUGCGAUCCUCCAGCAUGUGUAUGUAAACCGGACUACUACCGUAAGGAUGGAAAAUGUGUUCCACAGAUGGGAUGCGGUGUACCGAGUGCGAGUGCAACUAAGGUGGAUACAAUGACAAGUUAUGUGGAUGAACCAUUAGUGCCGAGUAAGGAAGGAAGUAGCUGUGCUGAUACGGAUUGCGAGGAGGGCAUGGUGUGUGUUGAGGGAGACAUUCAGGCGAAAUGCGUCGCUAAAGAUCCAGCCGACAAUUGUGAAACGAAGAAAUGCCCAUCCGGAGCGAUGUGCGAAUAUCGUGAAACCGAAUGCAUCCCUGAUAAAGCGUGCUUUGCUGAAGCAGUUUGCACAGGAGACGGAAAUACAGGUUCAACUCCCGGGCCUACAGGAUCCACUAAAACAUAUGUGGACGAGCCUGAAACGGGUGGACCCGAACCAAAUCCAUGUUUCAAUUUCAAAUGUCCGAAUGGACAAGAAUGUAGUCUACAAAGUGGUGAAGCUAAAUGUGUCCCAAAAAUGAUGAAAUGUGGCGAGAACGAAAAAAUGAAUCAAUGCGGUAAACACUGUGAAAAUCAUUGCACAAAUGCUGGAAAGGGACCAAUACAGUGUAAAGCUCCAUGCACGAAGCCGGCAUGCGUAUGUGAUGACGGAUAUUACCGUAACAGUCUCGGGAAAUGUGUCCUCGAACGAUUAUGCUCAUUAACUUGCCAUCCAAACGAACACGCAAAUCCUUGUGGAGAUUUAUGUGAAAAGAGUUGUGAUGAGAAAUUGAAUAUGGAAAAAGAAUUACCGUGCAUUGAAGUUUGUGCUCCACCGGCUUGCGUCUGCAAUGACGGAUACCUGCGCUUGAACCGUGGAGGUCCAUGCGUGCCCACUAAUGCUUGUCCAAUGUAUGUUGACCGACCACCAUUACCACCAGGACAAAUAGGCGGAAAUGCGGGACCUUGUGCAAAUGCACCAUGUGGUGUGGGAUGGCAAUGCAUUCCUAUCGAAGGAAAAGCGAGAUGUUUGCCAGUUCCCAAUCCGUGUGACAAAUUUUCAUGCGCAUCUGAUGAAGAUUGUGCUCUCGACCAUGGUUUACCAUACUGUCAGAAGAAGAUCACUACAUGUCCUCAAAAUGAAACUCGUCAAGAAUGUGGCUCACUUUGUGAGGGACUUUGCCUCCUUACUAUUUUGGGUAAUCUAACCUGCGGUGUUGCAAACGUAUGUUCUUGGCCAUCAUGUGCUUGCAAUGAAGGUUAUUAUCGUGACGCAUUCGGACAUUGUGUUCUGGAAGAGGAAUGUUUCCCAGAUGCUGCUUGCUUCGCAUCGCCGGCACCAUGUAAAGAAACGGAAGCAUGUAUGGUGGAGAACGGGAAGAAGAAAAAAUGUUCCAAAAAAUGCACUACACCGGCCUGCACGUGCAAAAGUGGUUACUAUCGCAAGGAUAGCGAUUGUGUACCGAAACGAAGCUGUCGUCGUCAACAUUACGGUAAGCCGUUACGCUCCGGGCCAAAUCCACCGUCAGUUCGACCACCAUCCACGCAGCCGACUGCGGCUCCUACGACAACAACCACUACAACACGAGCUACCACCACGACAACACCUACCACCACAACCACCAGGGCAACCACGACAACAACAACAACACGUCGAACAACAACCACUACACAACGACCAACGACCACUACGACACCACGAUACACCUGGAAACCCAUCAUUCCAGGAAUGAUUCCAGGAAUUCGUAUAAAUCCACCUGGUUCGGGAUAUCCACUGCCGCCGCCGACAUAUCCUACCGCUCCAAAUUUCCGUCCUAUUGCACCGAUCUCUAUCCCGUCGCCUGGUCUGCCCACAAAUCCAGGAACGUCCUCUAUGGGAGGUUAUCCCUUACCUCCUCCUGGAGUCCCCGGAACACAGCUACAACCGUUGCCACCACCAGUCCAGCCGCUUCCUCCAGGAGUACAUCGUCCUGCACCUCCUCCGACGAUAACACGAGGUCUUCCAAGAACUGGUCAAUGGCCUGGUCAUCCUUUCCCAUCAUCCAUCCGUAAAAUUGGCGUAGGAAGACCUUCCGGCGGUCGCACGACGGUAGCACCCGGGACAACUACCAUGGCGACAUUUGGAGGUGGAAACGCUUGUGUGGGUGUCCGAUGCUUCGUAGGAUUCGCUUGUUACGUUGACAACACUAAUACAGCUCGAUGUGCUCCUCCAGGAAUUGCUCAAAAUAACCCUGGCAACUCGUACUCUUCGUCAUACACAGGGAAAUUGUCGUCCUAUGCCACCGGAGGUGCAACGGUUCCGAUCUCGAACUCACCAGCACUCAAGUAUCAACCUAACUACGAGGGAAGAAGAACAUGGCCAGUACGAUUACUUGAAAUGUCUGGAAACGGAAAUAUCGACACCUAUCCGACACCGCCAAGCGCUGGCCAAGCACCAUCAUCCUAUGCUAUCUCAGGUUCUUCGUCACAAAAAUCGUUUCCAGUAGCCAGUAUGGAGCAAAGGAAAUGGCCAGUAAGAUUGCUCGCUGAAUCUUACAAAGGGUAA